UCAACAUCUGAACAAUCCUUACCGUUCGAUACAGAUAAGGAGCUAAAAUCAAACAACAACAAACAUCAACGGCUAUGCGGACGAGAGCGCCCUAGUGAAACUUCCCGUUGCUACAAUCUUCUUUCUUUCGCCUCAAAAUCUUGAAAUCACAGAUUCGACUUCGAUCGGCGAUUCUUUGUUUUCGUCGAAUCUCCGCCGUUAUAUAUAAUUAUUUAUCUACAAAAAAAAAAAAAAAAAAAAAAAAAACAUUUCGUGAUUUCUGAGAUCGAAAUUCGAAAACCCUAGCUCUCUCUCUCUCUCUCUCUCACAGCUGAAAAGUUGUAAUGGAAACCGGAAGUAGCAGCGAAGGCUCGCCGGAGCCAAAGAAAGGCAAAUCGAAAACCCCCAGAAAACCUAAGGCUAAGGAUAGCGUUCUCAAGCAGAAAUCUCCAGCUGAGUUCUUUGCGGAGAACAAGAAUAUUGCUGGAUUUGAUAAUCCUGGGAAAUGCCUUUACACGACAGUUAGAGAACUCGUUGAGAACUCACUUGAUUCUGCAGAGUCCAUUUCCGAGCUUCCAGUUGUAGAAGUUACAAUCGAAGAGAUAGGGAAAAGCAAGUUUAAUUCUAUGAUUGGUCUUGUUGAUCGCGAACGUGUUGAUGAGGCAUUAUAUGAUGAUCACGAGACAGCUAAGGCUCGAGAGAGACGAUUAGCGAAGGAAGCAAAAGCUCAAGAAAUACAAGCUAAGAAUGCGGCCCUAGGGAAGAAAGUUAAAGAGACUACGGCUUCAAAGGGUAUGAAGGGUCGAGGUGAGGCUUCGUUUUACAGGGUGACAUGCAAGGAUAAUGGAAGAGGAAUGCCACAUGAUGACAUCCCAAAUAUGUUUGGACGAGUUUUGUCGGGGACAAAAUACGGUUUGAAGCAGACACGUGGAAAGUUUGGUCUUGGUGCAAAGAUGGCUUUAAUUUGGUCUAAGAUGAGUACAGGACUUCCUAUAGAGAUAUCAUCAUCAAUGAGGGACCAAGAUUAUAUGUCAUUCUGCAGGCUGGAUAUAGAUAUUCAUCGGAAUAUGCCCCACAUUCAUGUACAUGAAAAAAGGGAAAACAAAGAUCAGUGGUGUGGAGCUGAAAUUCAAAUAGUCAUUGAGGGAAAUUGGACAACUUACCGCUCCAAGAUCUUGCAUUACAUGCGACAAAUGGCAGUUAUCACCCCUUAUGCCCAAUUCCUCUUUAAAUUCAUCUCCGAUGCACCUGAGAAGAAUGUCACCAUAAAAUUUGCUAGGAGAACGGAUGUGAUGCCUCCAGUUCCUCUUGAGACAAAGCACCAUCCCUCAUCUGUUGAUUUGCUACUAAUCAAACGUCUGAUUACAGAAACUUCAAAACAGAACCUUUUGCAGUUUCUGCAGCAUGAAUUUGUGAAUAUAGGAAAAUCCUAUGCUGAACGAUUAAUUGGAGAAAUGGGCCCAGAUUUUAGCCCAAAAAUGUCAGUCAAGUCUUUAACAUCUCAACAAAUAGUUCGCAUCAAUCAGCUAUUUCGUCAAGCUAAGUUUGAUGACCCUAGUGGUGAUUGUCUUAGUCCUGCAGGUGAAUACAAUCUUCGUCUUGGAAUUAUAAAGGAGCUGCAUCCCGAUAUGGUUGCAACUUAUUCAGGCAGUGCUCAAGUUUUUGAAGGCCACCCAUUCAUUGUGGAAGCUGGUGUCAGUGUGGGAGGAAAAGAUGUCAAGCAAGGUUUGAACAUCUUCCGAUUUGCAAACCGGAUUCCACUUCUUUUUGAGCAAGGUGCUGAUGUUGUCACCAGGACCGCCCUUAAGAGAAUCAACUGGAAUAAUUACAAGAUCAACCAGACACAAGAUAAGAUUGGUGUUUUUGUGAGCAUAGUAAGCACAAAAAUCCCCUUCAAAGGUACCGGGAAAGAGUAUAUUGGAGAUGAUAUAAGUGAGAUAGCUACUGCUGUUAAGUCUGCUGUCCAGCAAUGUUGCAUCCAGCUAAAAUCCAAAAUAGUGAAGAAGAUACAGGCACGUGAGCAGCAGGAGAGAAAAAGAAAUUUAAGCAAGUAUAUUCCUGAUGCUACGAAUGCUGUGUAUGAUGUUUUGAAAGAAAUGGCACAGUUACAUGCAUCUAAGAAGAAACGUUAUGAGAAUGAGGAUGCAGAAAUAUUAAAAAAAGUAUCUGCUAAGUUGAUUACAAAAGACACACUGAGGCAAAAGCUUGCUGAGCAUGUUGAAAAGGUGGACUAUGAGAUGGCAUUGGAGUAUGCUACACACGGUGGAGUGAGUGAAGAACCCAAAGAAGCCAUAUAUAUACAGUCACUGGAAACUGAACCUAAGUUCAUUGAUUUACGUAGCCCCAUCUUUGUUUUCAGACUCUUCCAAUAGUAAUUUUUUAGAUAUUCUUUUAGUUUGUUAAAAAAAAAAUAUUUAAGACUAGUAUGGUUUUGGAUAGAAUAGAAUAGCAAAGAAGAGCAUGAGACCAACCCCAAAGUUUCUUUAGUAUCCACAGUGGAUCCCAAAAUUUUGGGGCCAAUGCUUUGUGGCUGAAAGCAUAGCAAAGAAAAUUCAAAUUUGUUUUCAUUAGUUACUAUCAUUACUGGAUUUCCUUGUAUCAAGUAAGCAAAUGAAGGAAAGAACGAAUAAAAAUUGAAUGUUCAAAGCUGAAUGUACUCAGUAUCACAAAUUCAGAAAAUGUUUGUAUUCUUUCCAUGUUAAGCAAAAGCAGAUUUUGAUUUAUGAA
Molecule: messenger RNA, 2706 nt
Organism: Quercus robur (English oak)
Lineage: Eukaryota; Viridiplantae; Streptophyta; Magnoliopsida; Fagales; Fagaceae
Product: DNA topoisomerase 6 subunit B
Exons: 19
Coding region: 324-2351 (675 amino acids)
Biological process (GO): DNA topological change
Cellular component (GO): small ribosomal subunit; cytosol
Molecular function (GO): ATP binding; DNA topoisomerase type II (double strand cut, ATP-hydrolyzing) activity; DNA binding
Source: RefSeq, a predicted model, not a curated record